Marchantia polymorpha subsp. ruderalis is the source of this 1590-nucleotide messenger RNA. NCBI's taxonomy places the organism in Eukaryota, Viridiplantae, Streptophyta, Marchantiopsida, Marchantiales, Marchantiaceae. The record is from the annotation of a GenBank genome assembly.
UAGUGGAGAUUAAGACUUGGGGAUCUCACAACGAGUGGAAGAGGGAGUCUUCUCAUUCUCGAGACUCGAAAGGCAUCGACCGGGUUAAUACAGUUCUCACAUUCUUCUGUCAACGGGAAAUUCUGUCAAAGAAUGUGUGGAGAAGACAGAACUGGAGAUUUGACUGCAAGUUUGAUCGUCAGCUGUAACCGUGAAUAAAACUUUUAUUAGAGAGUUGUUGGCUUGCAUCCAUGGAGCGAGGAGAAGCGCUCCAUGGAUGCGCUUCUCUUCGAAGCUCGUCCACGCCCUGUGUGUGUCCAUAGCCAUGUCGGCAAGGCGAGUAAGUGAGUUGAGAGAAUAUCCUAGAUUCUAGCUCUGGAGAAAGCUUUGGGUGCGAUCUUCGUCUCCGGUUCGGACCGAUUGGGGUUUCGACCCUCGUUUCACUCCCACCUUCAUCAUGGGUGCACGAAUGUCUUGUUUUCAAGGGGAGAAUGGCAAGGACUACCUCAGAUUGGGCACCGUCGUCCCCAACGACGACCACGUGAGGAAGGCUGUACAAUCACAAGCGUUCGUAAUGUACGAUUUGGAAUCGACGAGAUUGGUGGAAGAUCACGCAGCAGUCAGAAGAGCCCUGUCGUACGUGCCGGGCUGGGUGGAACAAACUCCGCUCGACGGGUUUCUCGAGUACUGGUUCUUCAUCAGCAACGACGACCAAAGGAAAUACACUGUAGCCAAAGCUCGACUUCCAUGGCCGGUCUUUCACGCCACAUCUGCCGAGACGCUCCAAGCGUUCGUGCAUGUGGUCAAUCGGGUGGCGCAUCGUAGAAUCGUCACAACAAUGACACCCGCAGAGAUUCACGGCAUCAGGCGAAAGAAGCAAAGAUUAUUCAGAAAAUCGAAGAGGUGAGAUGGAGUGGAGUGCCUUCCACCAUCUUCGUAGGCUUCUGAAUUCCAAGUCGAAAUUCACGAAGUCGAGCAGCAAAUUGAAAUCGGAAAAAGCUACGGUCGUCCACAUCAACGUGUGUAGUAAUCAAGACGAGAGAAUUCAGCUCAUACUGCAAGUGGCUACUCGAUCGAGAUAACUUCACUGUAUGAGCUACAGGAGCUGAGAAGCGUGGUCAGGAGCUAACCAGAUGCAAUCGUGUAUAACCCACCAAAGGCUAAAACUGCAGUAUGGUGGUAAAAAGAUCGAACUCACAGGGACAGAGGCAACACGCAGAGUAAAAGUGUCACGUUUAACAUACUUUUGUAGAGUUUGAAUUCUAGGCGAUUGUCACUCCCAGAAAUACUGCAGUGCUCGACUCAUAGGCUCGACUCGGAGGAGUAUCUCGACUCGGAGGAUGCUCGGAGGAUGCACAGUACAGCGUAGUCACUCAACACACACACACACACCCGAAACUGGCAAAAGCACAACUCGGAGGUCGGUCAGGACCUCCGCUUCGGAUUUCAGGAGGAAAGUGGCUCAAAAGUUCACUUAGAGGUUCUGCAGGUAGUGACUCCCACUCCGGCUUUUACUGCCCUUCCGCCAGGAACUAGCGUAGGGUACCCGGACUGGACUUCCCACUUCGGAACGAAGCCUCUUCAUACGCCGUGGACGUCACCCUCGACUCA